CAUUCAACUGAUCAGUACUUGCUACAGUCACCAACCACAUGUAAACUUCACUUAGAAGUAAUGUAUAGCUGUUUGUGUUUAAGGCUUACCUCUCAAGGUUAUAGGAGUCAGGUUUUCCAUCAAGCCUUUUUUUUGUUCACUACAGCCCGUAGAAACUGUUCCAGAUUCCUUUACUAUCACAAAUACAACUGCUCACCUAUUUGGGACCUUCUGAGUCCCACCUAGAGCAAUCUCUAGCGUGUUUCCUGGUUGGUGGUUUGUUGUGAUGAAAUCACAAACUGAAAGUUACAAUUGCCCUAAGACACAAAACCUUACAAAAGACUAGAGCCAAGCAUUUAACCCUUCUGAUGUAAAUGCUUGAAGCAGGAGGAACUGACUCAAACUUCAGGAAGUAACUGUGAGGACAGGGUGGCAGGAAAUGACAGAAAACUUGAAUACGGAACUGAAGCAGCUGCUCAGAGGGAGUUUUUUUGCUCUAAAGUAGCAGCCGGAGAGGGUGCUGGGUGUGGACGUGACAAGCUGAGAACUUCAACGCUUACGUUAGCAGAGAUGUGGAAGUCUGUAGUGGGGCAUGAUGUAUCUGUUUCUGUGGAGACGCAGGGUGAUGACUGGGACACAGACCCUGACUUUGUGAAUGACAUCUCUGAGAAGGAGCAACGGUGGGGAGCCAAAACCAUUGAAGGUUCUGGACGUACAGAGCACAUCAACAUCCACCAGCUGAGGAGCAAAGUAUCAGAGGAGCAUGAUGUUCUCAAGAAGAAAGAGAUGGAAUCUGGGCCCAAAGCAUCCCAUGGUUAUGGAGGUCGGUUUGGAGUGGAAAAAGACAGAAUGGAUAAGAGCGCUGUGGGCCAUGAGUAUGUUGCUGAGGUGGAGAAACACUCCUCCCAAACUGAUGCUGCCAAAGGCUUUGGGGGCAAAUACGGAGUCGAGAGGGACAGAGCAGACAAGUCAGCAGUGGGCUUUGAUUAUAAGGGAGAAGUGGAGAAACACACAUCUCAAAAAGAUUACUCUCAUGGUUUCGGUGGCCGAUAUGGAGUGGAGAAGGAUAAACGAGACAAGGCAGCUCUGGGAUAUGACUACAAAGGAGAGACAGAGAAACAUGAGUCUCAGACAGAUUAUGCCAAAGGCUUUGGUGGCCAGUACGGAAUCCAGAAAGACCGAGUAGAUAAGAGCGCUGUGGGCUUCAGUGAAAUGGAGGCCCCAACCACAGCUUAUAAGAAGACAACACCCAUAGAGGCUGCUUCCAGUGGUGCCCGGGGGCUGAAGGCAAAAUUUGAGUCCAUGGCUGAGGAGAAAAGGAAGCGAGAAGAGGAGGAGAAGGCCCAGCAGAUGUCCAGGCAGCAACAGGAGCGGAAGGCGGUAAAGAUAAGCCGUGAGGCUCAGCAGUUGGAGAAGCCUGUGGAAGAGCCAGUUGCAUCUGCCCCAUUGCCCAAGAAAAUCUCCUCAGAGGUCUGGCCCCCAGCGGAGAGUCAUCCACUGCCAGAACCUGAACCUGUGAGAACCAGCAGGAAAUGCCCAGUGCCUCCCCUGCCCACCAGGCAGAAUCCCCCAGAGGAUACUGAAGAGCCUCCAGAACUGCCCCCCAGGACACCAGAAGUCUUCCAGCUGGAGGAAGAGCCAGUGUAUGAAGCAGCACCAGAGCCUGAGAAUGACUAUGAGGACGUGGAGGAGGUACAGAGGCAGGAGCCAGAUGAUGAAUUAGAGGGGGACUAUGAGGAUGUGCUGGAGCCUGAGAACUCCUCUUUCCCCUCUGCUCAGGCAGGAUCAUCAGGCAGCCCAGCAGGGGCCAGGGACAGUGGGACCUCCGCUGUGGCCUUGUAUGACUACCAAGGAGAGGGAAGUGACGAGCUGUCAUUCGAUCCAGAUGACAUCAUCACUGACAUUGAGAUGGUGGACGAGGGCUGGUGGCGUGGACGCUGCGGUGGACACUUUGGACUCUUCCCUGCAAAUUAUGUCAAGCUUCUCUAGUGACUGGCCAUCCCUGUCUACUAAGGCAGUGGCUUCUCCUGGACGGGAGGUGACAGUAGCUUGGUCACCAUCCCUUCCUAUUCCUACUGCAGAAAUGGCUACCAGGAUGUCAUCUGUCACUCAAGGGUCAGAACAGGCUUCCUUCUCCCAUUUUAAGGGCUCAGGUGGAGACAGAUGAAGGAAGAGGGUCUCCUCCCCCUCAGUAUCUUCUCUACCCAGCAUAAGCUCAUGGAUGUUUAUCUUGUGGUCUUGCCACUUUCCCUAAGUAUCAUCCUCCAACACCCCAAGUCUCUUUUCCUUCUGUGUGAGCUCUGAACUCUAGGUGUGCUUACCAGGGAAGGUAGAUUGCCUGGCUUGCCUAGUUGUGCUUUGUCCAUUUUUUCUUCCCUGAAGAGAUAUUUCUGAACUCUUCUGUAUUCAGUUCAAAAACUGGAAAUAAAGUGGAAGUAUGGUUCA
This is a messenger RNA of Perognathus longimembris pacificus (Pacific pocket mouse), 2424 nucleotides long. It is a transcript of the gene Hcls1, whose product is annotated as hematopoietic cell-specific Lyn substrate 1. The coding region runs from base 550 to 1968 and encodes 472 amino acids. The transcript has 14 exons. The record is from RefSeq and is a predicted model, not a curated record. Gene Ontology annotation, biological process: regulation of actin filament polymerization. Gene Ontology annotation, molecular function: actin filament binding. Gene Ontology annotation, cellular component: actin filament; plasma membrane; cortical actin cytoskeleton. Lineage: Eukaryota; Metazoa; Chordata; Mammalia; Rodentia; Heteromyidae.